Molecule: messenger RNA, 792 nt
Organism: Fusarium subglutinans
Lineage: Eukaryota; Fungi; Ascomycota; Sordariomycetes; Hypocreales; Nectriaceae
Exons: 4
Coding region: 1-792 (263 amino acids)
Molecular function (GO): protein dimerization activity
Source: RefSeq, a predicted model, not a curated record
AUGUUGCUAAAAUACGAUGAGCAUAGGAUAUUGGUUCUGUUGGGAGGGUCGCGAACGUACGAUCGAUCGAUCGCCAAGUCCCGGAAUCGGUCGACAUGGCACGCGCCCACCAACGACCAGCUGCAGUUCCAGAUGGCUGCCCUGGAAUUUGGUUGCACCUCCGACACCCUGCAGCAAAGCGCCGAUGACCAUCAGCCCCUAAUGCCUCUUCACCUAGCAACUGAGCAGAGCUCUGCUCAGAACCUCACUUGGGACGUGGAUGAGUACUUCUCCAACACGUCCAGCUCACCGGAGCUUGUCGAUUAUAUGCAAACUUGUUACCCUUUCAACUACCUGCCGAACUCUACAACAACCCUCAGUCACGACGCCGGCAUGUUAGCCCCCACCAACAGAACCAUUGAAGAUUCCUCUGCGACAGCACAACAGAAUACUUCACCAACGCAAACGAUCCAGGUUCCACAGAUGACCGAGAUCCAACUCCGAGCAGCAUCACGCAAGCCGAAAACCCGCCGAUACAAGGUGACUUCAGACACGCCAGCACACGUCAGAGAAUGUCAUCACCUGGCCGAGAAGCAGUAUCGAAUUCGACUCAAGGCGCAGUUCGAAAGUCUUCUAGCAGUGCUGCCCGCGUCGAGAACAAACACCCUAGCUGAUAGAGACAGCUCGCCGAGUUCAGGGCAGGUCUUGAGUAGGGGUCAAGUACUUGACCUCGCUCGAGAGCGUAUCAUCGAGUUGGAAGAAGAGAUUCGAAUUACGAGAAGCAUCAUGUCUAAUGUAUAUCCCUUACUCUGA